AGUAAGAUUUUAAAUAAAGUUUUAAGAUAAAAAAGCAACUUAUCAUUAACAUAUAAAAAACCAAAUAUAUGCAAAAUCAAUAGCAUUUUAUAACAACUGUUUUCAAGGGUAUAACAAAAGAAAAAAACAAAAAACAAAAACAUUAAAAUAUUAAUAAUUACUAAUUUAAUGUAAUACAUAAGAUAUAUAAUUAAUCCAAUGUCUUCCAAAAGAAGUAUUUAAAAUACUUAAAAAUAAAAUUACUAUAGGACAAAGAAAAAAGAAUUCAACGUCUUCCUAACAAUGUAAUUAAAAAAAUAUACCUUAACAAAUUAUGAAAUUAAAAAUAUAACAAAUUUAUGAAAUAUAAACAAAUAUAAUUAAAAAAUAGAUUCAAUAAAGAACUAAAAAGGACAUUAAGAAAACUAACAAUAUACACACAUAUAAUUAUUCGUAUGUUAUGUAUAAAGUAACAAAUCACUAAAUACAUUUUUUUAAUAAUUUAAAAACUCAACGUCAUCUUAAAAAAUAUAUAAUUAAAAAUAUAACUUCAAUAAAUAACUAAAAAGUAUAACUAUGUUGUCAUCGUCUAUACAACAAAAAUUUCAAUCCGUCAUAACUCACAAUUUUCAUGUCUCUGCAAAGCCUAAAAAGCGACGUAAAAGACGUAAGAAGUCACAUAGAAAUGAGGCUUUGUCCACCUCAACAACCACAGAAGUCUUAAAACACAAAACGAUAGCAAAAACUAAACAAUAUUUUCAGCAUGAUAAUCGUUUGGGAGAAAAGGAAGCAAAAUUGAAACAAACUUUGUUUUCUACAUCUUCUACUUUCAACAAAUACACUGAAAGCGAUAUACUUUACGGUGAAGUUGCCAAGAAAUUUAAACCUUUAAAAAAUACAACAAAUAAAAAAAAAUCUCAAAAGACUUUAAAAGCUUUUUCAAAGUAUAAUACUCAGAGAAAACCAAAUGCAGUCCAGAAAUUAAAACGGAGCAUGCCUUUCAAAACAACAGUUUCAAAUAACAACAGCAACCCUAAAAUUAACAAAUCACCGACGCGUGCUCUUUCACAACCACAAUAUUACAUAUGUUCUUGUCAGGAUACAGAAAGUAAAUUUUAUAAUAACAAUACAUUCCUAAAAACAAAAGGACCUGCAAUUUGCAAUGAUAAUAAAAAUGCAUUUACAUGUUCUACUGCCAACCACACUGCUACUGCAUCCGGUACAACCCAUUUAGCAAUAAUUGAAAAUAAUAUUCCAAAAAUUCUUGAAUUCUUAAAAAGUCAAACACCAACUUUGCUUUUGGAGACACUAUUUAACAAUGCUCAACUAGAAGAAUAUAUCGUGAAACAUAAAAGAGUUCGGGAUACCCAUCAAAUAGCUGAAGCUCAACUAGAGAAAAACGCGAAAUUACGUGAAGCCUUUAAUAUAUCUGAAUAUUUUGUUGAGGGUUCUAGUUUUGAUUCAGAUCGUAAAGCAAAAGAAGAUUUAGCCAAAAGUUUGGCUUUACAAAAAGAACUGGACGCUCAACGUGAACAAGCUGCCGCUUCGGCGGCAAAUGAAAAAGAAUCAUCUAAGCGUUAUGCAUUAGUGCGUACACCGUCUAUUGAGCGUGAUAUUUCUUCAGGUGGCAUGGGUGGUGGUGAUAAUGAUGAUCAUAUAAAUAAAAAGAAAAAAAAGAAAAGAAUGCGUGAGAGUUCUGCAAGCCCAGAACGAAAAAAAGAUAAAAAGAAGAAGUCGAAGAAACGGAAAAAAGAAAGUAAAUCGAAGAAAUCGAAGAAAUUGCGUAAACGUAAAAACAGCGAAUCGGAAAGUAAUGUUGAAAAUGAUAAAGAUAGUAUGGAUGAAGACUCGGAUACAGAUAGUGAAAUUGAUAAAAGGAAAAGCCACAAAAAAUCAAAAAAGGAUAAGAAAAAACGUGAUAAGAAAAAUAAGAAAAAGGAAAGAUCCACAUCGCCAGAUAAAUCAAGAUCGAGAUCCCCUGUAGAUAAACUUACAGAAACUAAGAAGGAAUCAUUAAAAAAUGAAAAUACAACUAAAAAGACAUCGUCUAGCAAUCCGUUUAGAAGUCGUUCAACAGAGAAAUCCCAUAAAACAAAAGAAACUCAAAGAAGUCACUACGAAUCCUCACAAGAGAAUGACAACAGACGAAGUCAUAGUCGAAAAGAUAAAGACAUAAGCAAAUGCCGAAGUCACAGUCGUACUGAUAAAGAAUUCUCCAGACGGCACAGUCGCGGACAUCUGGAAAAAGAAUUAAGACAUAAACGUCAUCGCGCAAAUAGUCCUUCAGAUUGUAUUAAUCGUGAACGCAAUGAAAUAUAUUACAGUAGUAGUGGAGAAAAUCGUAGAUCCCGAUCACGACAAAGAUCUAGGCGUGUUGAUACGGCUGAACGUUUAAGAGACCUUAAACGCAAAUACUCUGAAGAACGUUUACCAAGAAAAAGAGAUAGUCGCAGCAUCGAAAAACGCAAAAAAUAUUCAUAUUCACCUUCACAAUCACGUUCAAGGAAAAGUCGAGAUAAUAAGUCUUAUUCUAGAACUUCGCAAAGAGUAUGUUACCAAUCUAGAACACGUUCUAGGACGCCAAGACACAAAUCACAAGACUGCGAACAAUUUCAAGUAAGAAAUGAUAAAUCCAGAUCAAGAUCAUCUCUAAAUAUAAAUUUGCAUAAUAAAUCAUUAACUCCUCCUCCGCUAACAUCUAAAACGGUUGAUUCAAAAGGCCUAGAGAAAAUAGAUUAUAAUUUGAAUAAUCAAGGAAAAUCUGACAAAGAUUUGGCUACAUCAAGCCUUAAAGAUAAGAAAAAUUAUGGUCGAUCUGGAACCACUUCAUCUUCAUUGUCAGAUUUGGCAUCCUCAACAGACACGGAAUCAUCUAGGUCAAGGACCCCUUCACCCAUAAAAGAACAUUUAGAAAAACCAGCAUUAUCAAGGAACAUUGAAAUACAGAAAUUGUCAUCUCGAAAAACAAAAUCACCAAGUCUUAGAAGAACACCUUCACCAACUGCAAAUAGAUCCAUGUCCAGAUCUAAGUCUAGAAAGCUCGUAAGUGAAAAGAGCACUACAGAAAAACCAAGUCGGAAAUCUAGAUCACAAGAAUCGUAUGAACAAUCAAAAGAAAUGCGAGAAGACCAUAAAAAACCAACAUCUAAAACUCCACCCCCUUCCAAAGUAGAGAAAAAGCCCUCGAGUCCCAGAUCUUCAAGGGAUUCGUCUGAGUUAAGUUAUUCUCCCGCUAGACGUAAUCCGGAACGAUAUCGAGAUAUUUUAGAAAAUGCUAAAAAUCAGAAAACGGAGAAACGCAAACCAGCUGAUAAGGACGCAGCCAAAGCACCAAUGCUAAGUGAAGAACGUGAAAAAGAUCGUAGAGAGAAAGGAGGAAGAAAUGAUAGGAAUCCAGCCAAGCCGGUUGUGCGCUUGCAGUCCCAAAGCGAAGACGAAAGUGAUGCCACAGAACGAAAUGCAGAAAAAAUAUUAGAUGAAUUUCAGGAAUCUAAACGUGAACGAGAACUAAAGGAUUUAAAAAUGCUGGAACAACUAAAAAGUGGAAUAGCAGCCAAAGCCAAGGAAAAGAUUAAGACAAUUGAAAAAAUGGCAGCUUUCACAUCGACAAGCUCAUCUUCAAAUACCGGCGGAGAAGUAAGUGAUAAAUCUUAUAAACGUACAAUACGCAACUCGCUUAAUGAUUUUUUGGCUGCGAAUAAUGUGGCCCCCGCCGUGGUGGCUACUUGUUCAUCAACUGCUCAUAGCAGCAUACAGAACUCACCACCCGGAGCUAUUUAUCCACAAACUCUUGAAGAAAUUAAAAAAGAACAGGAUACUAUCUUACCAAACGAAACUUCCAGUUACAUAGAAAAUAAUAUAAGUAACAAUAAUAAGGACAUUGAAACGCAGGCUAAUUGCAAAAAGUCCCCCGUGGCUGCAAAUGGUCAUGCGGUGCUUUUAAGUCCAAGAGCAAAUCCACUACAAAACAAUGUUAAUGUAAUAAAUAAGGACAGAGAUCGUAAACGUGAACGUGACCAUCGUGAACGUGAACGAGAAAAUGAUAGGGAUAUGAAACCAACUAGAGAAAAUAAUAACUUUAUCAAAGAAAGGCACAUGGAAAGAAGACAAAGAACAUCACCAAAUAUUUAUAGCACUGGUGGAAGUGGUGGUUGUGUCGGUAGCGGAGGUGUGGAUGUUGGUAAUGGUGGUAGUCGACGUAAUAAUAACAGCAAUUUACACCAUAUAAAUCACAGACAUCAACGUUUAAAUGUUAAUUUUUUGGGAAAUACUGGUAGUGUUGGUGGACAUCAUCAUCACCAUCCACAUCCGCAUCAUCAUCACCCAAAUCAUCAAAUAAUAAACAACCAUCAUAAUACUACGUCCUCCUCUUCUGCUUAUAUUGCUAAUAACUCUUCAACUAAUCCUCAUAAUUUAAUGUGUAACCAUGCUAACAACUCCACUAAUAUUUUGUUUAAUCGUCCUAGUCGUAUUAACAAUACACCUCUUAUAACCGCAACCCAAUUUAACAAUCAAAUGCUAAGUAAACAAUCGAAUAGUAUUUUAGUAAAUCGUCGCGAUCAUCGUACCGCCUUAAAUUUAGGUUUGAGUGGAACACCCUGUACUAAUUUUUCCAAUAGUAAUUUGUUAUUAACAAAAGCUAACACUAACCCACAUCAUUUUCAUGCUGCGGCUGUAGGCCAUACCAUUGGCGGUGGUCAUCAUCAUCAUCACCACCAUCAUCAUCAUCACAGUCAAAAUUCAAGUUCGAUCAGUGGUGGUAUAAACCCAACUACUCAAAUAACAGAUCGUAUAUUAAUGGCUGCUUCGAUAGCGGCAGCACAACGUCAUAGUUUAGGUGUUGCACACUCUGCUGCAUCGAGUGCGGCUGCAGUGGCUGCAGCUAAUAAUUUAAAUUUUCUACAGCAACAAAAUAAAGCCAAACUUGUUAUUAAGCCAUUUAAAAUUAAUGAUUCACAGCCUCUGGUUGCAGCGUUAGCAGAUUCGUCAUUGGUGGAUGCCAUUGUAUCAAAAGUAUCAACGGCGACGGUAGCUGCUGCCGAGAGUGCUGCAAGACGUAGUAGAAGUCGUUCGAGACGAAGUCGUAGUCGUAAUCGUCGUGAAGUUAAAACAAGUGAUGCCUAUAGGAGUAACAGCGCUGGGGGAGGCGGUGAGCGAGAAGAAACUCGACGUCGUUCAAAUAGUCAUUCGAGAUCAUCAUCCUCAUCAUCUAGCCGUAGUAGAAGUCAUAGCCGUCGAAGCUCACGCUCGCGUUCUUCACAAUCCAGUUCGUCUUCACGAAGUUCAUCGCGUAGUUCAUCUAGUAGUUUCGGUUCUUCACGUUCUGGUACCCGUUCUCCUUCAAUACCUCGACGCCGUGGGUCUCCUAGUUUUUUGGAUCGUCGCCGUAUUACUAGCGCCCGAAAACGUCCUAUACCAUAUCAUCGCAAAUUACCAUCCGAUGUUUCCAGCUGCUACUGUUCCAGUUGCUGUAGUCGUGAUAGUUCUCCCCGAUCCCGUUCACCUUCGCGCGAUAGCCGAAGCCCUUCAAGAAAUUUUUAAUAUUAUGUCACUAUUCAGUCACAAUCUUCUCAAUAAAAAUUUAAUUAAUUGUUUUAAAAACUUUUAAGUCGACAUUAUUAACCACUAGAUAUAAAUUUUUAAAAAAUUACUUUCCUUGUCAUUUAAAUUUUAAUUAUUAUAUU
Molecule: messenger RNA, 5663 nt
Organism: Lucilia cuprina (Australian sheep blowfly)
Lineage: Eukaryota; Metazoa; Arthropoda; Insecta; Diptera; Calliphoridae
Gene: Srrm234
Product: serine/arginine repetitive matrix protein 2
Exons: 9
Coding region: 556-5520 (1654 amino acids)
Molecular function (GO): mRNA binding
Source: RefSeq, a predicted model, not a curated record